GUACGUUUCCUUUCCUUUCUCUUUUUUCAGCUCUAAUUGCAACACAAAACCUAAACCUUAAAACCUAGUUCGUUUGUUUUUACAAUUGACUUUUGUGUAAAAUCAAUAACUUUGAUAACUUCUGUUGUUGAAGAUGGUUGAAACUCUUUUUGAAGAUAUAUUUACUGUCACUCAGAAGGAUCCUGAUGGCAAAAAAUUUGAUCGAGUUAAUCGCAUUGAAGCACGGAGUGAGCAGUUUGAUAUGUUCAUGCUACUGGAUAUAAACACUGAAAUAUAUCCUAUGUGCGUGAAGGAGAAAUUUAUGAUGGUUUUAGCAUCUACUUUGAACUUGGAUGGGACACCAGAUACCGGUUAUUUCAUUCAGGGUAACAAGAAAUCACUUGCUGACAAGUUCGAAUACGUCAUGCAUGGGAAGCUAUAUAGGAUCUCAGAGGAAGGUUCUGGGAAGCACGUUAAAGCAGACAUUUUUGUUUCAUUUGGAGGACUUCUGAUGCAGCUGAGAGGAGAUCCAUCCAUUGCAGCUAAGUUUGAGCUUGAUCAGAGGCUUUUCCUUCUCAUUAGGAAGGUUUGAUGUAAACAAAAAAUGAUAAUAACUCAACUUUUACUUAAAAGACGAUGGAGUAUCUGUGAACGCGUCAGCUACUGGCACGCGAUAAAUCACGUGGUGGUCUCAGUUUCUCUAGGACACAAAACCACGGACCGAGAGCUUGGUAUAAACCUUGUGUGCAGUUAUGAUCUUUAUUUCUGGUGUACUAGUAUUUAUCAGAAGAAUGUUUUCCUCCUAGUAUUUUGGGAUGAAGAAAAGGUCUAUAGCUCUUGUUGUAACUGGUAAUAUAGUUACAGCCCUUUCUUGGACAUGCUAACGCGAGAUGUUUUGUGCACGGGCUGCCUCUUUUUUAAUGUAGUCGCGACUUACAGUCCA
Messenger RNA from Capsicum annuum, 922 nucleotides. Its product is annotated as DNA-directed RNA polymerases II and V subunit 8A. The record is from RefSeq and is a predicted model, not a curated record. The coding region runs from base 134 to 571 and encodes 145 amino acids. NCBI's taxonomy places the organism in Eukaryota, Viridiplantae, Streptophyta, Magnoliopsida, Solanales, Solanaceae. Gene Ontology annotation, cellular component: RNA polymerase I complex; RNA polymerase II, core complex; RNA polymerase III complex. The transcript is spliced from 5 exons. Gene Ontology annotation, biological process: DNA-templated transcription. Gene Ontology annotation, molecular function: DNA-directed RNA polymerase activity.